UUCCUGCUGCUUUUAUACCCAGGAUGGCAUCAGGCAGGGCACGUUGCACCCGAAAGCUCCGGAACUGGGUGGUGGAGCAAGUGGAGAGCGGGCAGUUCCCAGGAGUGUGCUGGGAAGAUGAGGCUAAGACCAUGUUCCGGAUUCCCUGGAAGCACGCAGGCAAGCAGGACUUCCGGGAGGAUCAGGAUGCUGCCUUCUUCAAGGCCUGGGCGAUAUUUAAGGGAAAGUACAAGGAGGGGGACUCGGAAGGCCCUGCUAUCUGGAAGACUCGUCUGCGCUGUGCUCUGAACAAGAGUUCUGAGUUCCAGGAGGUUCCUGAGAAUGGCCACAGGGAUGGGGCUGAGCCCUACAAGGUGUACCGGCUGCUGCCACCCGAAACCCUCCCCGCUCAGCCAGGGACCCAGAAAUCACCAUCAAAGCGACACCACAGUUCUGUGUCCUCUGAGAGGAAGGAGGACGAGGUUACCACGAAGAACUGCAUACUCAGCCCCUCCUUGCUCCAGGACCCCCUCAAAAAUGAGCUGGUGGAGAGCAGUGGGGGAGCAGCCUCUUCAGACUCCGGGAGCAGCAGCAGCAGCAGCAGCCCAGAGCCUCAGGAAGGUAGGGACACAGCUGAGGCCCCUCUCCAAGGAAAUCUGGUAUCCCCAGAGCUUCUGCCCCCUCCAGGUUCAGACUACUCUCUGCUGCUCACCUUCAUCUACGAUGGACGUGUGGUGGGUGAGGCCCAGGUGCAGAGCCUGGACUGCCGCCUCGUGGCUGAGCCCUCGGGCUCCCAUUGCGGCAUGGAGCAGGUGAUAUUUCCCAAACCCGGCCCACAAGAGCCCACCCAGCGCUUGCUGAGCCAGCUCCAGAGAGGGGUCCUGGUGGCCAGCAACUCCCGAGGCCUCUUUGUGCAGCGCCUUUGCCCCAUCCCCAUCUCCUGGGAUGCGCCUCAGGCUCCACCUGGUCCAGGCCCACACCUGCUGCCCAACAAUGAGUGCGUGGAGCUCUUCAGAACCGCCUAUUUCUGCAGAGACCUGGCCAGGUACUUCCAGGGCCUGGGCCCCGCACCCGAGUUCAAGGUGACACUGAAUUUCUGGGAGGAGAGCCCUGACCCCAACCACACCCCACAGAGUCUUAUCACAGUGCAGAUGGAGCAGGCCUUUGCCCGACAUUUACUGGAGAAGACUCCAGAGGAUCAGGCAGCCAUCCUGUCCCUGGUGCAGAGCCUGGAGGACCCGGCCCCUUCUCCUCUCUCUGCUCCUCCUAUCUGCUUUGAGAGAGCCUCUUCCUCCACGCUCUCAACCUGCCUCCCAUGUUACUUUGCUCCAGGCUUCCUGAACCCACCAGACAUUUCUGCCUCAGGACCUUUGCACUUGCUGGUUCUUUUGUCUAAAACACUCUUCCUUCAGGUAAGCACAUGACUUGACCCUCUCUUUAGAGAGGGCUUCCCUGAGCAACCAACUCAAAUAGCAGCCCUCACUAUUCUCUGUUCUCUUAUGCUGCCUCAUUUUUCUUCAUAGCACUGAUUACCACUUCACACAUUUCUAUUUGUCUACUUGUUUGUCAUCACUCCUUCCCUAUUCCAUGAGAACAGGGGUUUGUUUUGUUCAUUGCUAUAUCCCCAGUGUCUAGAGUAGUGCCUGGCACUUGGUAGGCAUGUAAUAAAUACUUGUUGAAUGAAUGGACAGAUGAAUGAGCAAAUUACUGUGUCCUUUAUCUCUUAAAUUAGGUCCUAAGCACCUUAAGGGCAGGUGCCCGCACUUUAUCAUAUUUGUGCCCCAGCGUGAACACUUAUGAACACUGACAAUAUAUGUACAGUGAUCAAAACAAUCUGUAAGUAUCAUGUAGAAACCAAUUUAGCCAAGCACCAUGGAAUAGGGAUUGGAAACACUGGAAUUCAAAAGAGCAGAGUUCCCAACCGGGCUGCCACUAAGGAGCUGUGUGGUCUGGAACAAACAGUCCAUAUGGGCCUCUGUUUUCUCAUCUGUAAAGGCAAGUCUUGGACUAGAUUUUGAAAUCCCGUUCAGCCUUGAUAUUCUGUGGUAAAUUUAGGGCAAUUGCACAUUCCUCUGACAAACAUUUGCUGAGCUAAGUUUUAGGCACUAAUGGAAAAAACAACCUCUCAAGAGUUCCCGGAUUGAAGGAACAAAAUAGGGUCAGCUUGGCUGCAAUAAGAGC
Molecule: messenger RNA, 2160 nt
Organism: Kogia breviceps (pygmy sperm whale)
Lineage: Eukaryota; Metazoa; Chordata; Mammalia; Artiodactyla; Physeteridae
Gene: IRF9
Product: interferon regulatory factor 9
Biological process (GO): regulation of transcription by RNA polymerase II; immune system process
Cellular component (GO): nucleus
Molecular function (GO): DNA-binding transcription factor activity, RNA polymerase II-specific; RNA polymerase II cis-regulatory region sequence-specific DNA binding; protein binding
Source: RefSeq, a predicted model, not a curated record